CAUUGUCAUUUAAUAAUCGUACGCGAUUCAGUAUUCUGCGCAUCUUUCGAGAUCCGUUUGAGAGUUCUUGUUCUGUGUGGGUUUUGGACUUUUAGGUUGGUGUUGUGUGCAGAGGAAAAUCUGCUGUGGGUACGCGAAUCGAGUAUAAUUUAGUGGACGAUUAUUUAGAAAGUGUGUUUUAAACAAAAUUAUAACCUAACUAUAACGUUUUUAGCAUUCUAGUAACAAACUUGAUUGUGAUAUUUUAUACCUACAUGGGGCGUAUGCCUUGGAAGCAGUAGUGGCUACUUUACCCUAUUAACUUCUUGCCGAGUUAUCGGCCGUUUGUCCGGUGAUUUAUCGAACUUCAGUGAACUUUGUUUUGGAUUAGUAUAACUACGAUCUCACACAAUGGCCGAUACCAGUCAGGCGGAGCUUCCGCCACAAACCAACGGCAUUUCCGACAUCGACGACGAAGAAAGAACCAAAAUGAGACCCGUCGACAUUGACGCGGAUGUGAAAGAGAUGGAAAGAAGGAAAAGAGUGGAAUCGAUCAUGAACAGCAGGCUGUUCCGGGAAGAACUCGAGAGAAUAAUAGAGUCGCAGCUGAAGGAUGGGUCCGGACCGAGCGGAUUGCUUCAGCAGAUUUCCGACAUGGUCGGCGUGAACAAGCAAUCUGGAAACGUCUUCAAAAAUUCCAGUUGCGUUAUUCCCAUCAAUGAUAUAAGAGGCAUCGAAGCUAUGGGGUACGCUAAAGGAGAGAAGCUUCUGAGGUGUAAAUUGGCUUGUCUCUACAGGUUGAUCGAUCUGUACGGGUGGGCUCAUGGCUCAAGUACACUCAUAACUGCCAGGUUGAACCAGGACGAUGAGCAGUUUUUGGUCAACCCUUAUGGAAUGUUAUUUCAUGAAGUAACUGCCUCCAGUUUGAUAAAAAUUGAUAUGCAAGGUGGUGUUAUCGAACAGGGCACCACGAACUUUUCGGUAAACAUCGCAGCAUUUUCUUUGCACGCCGCAGUUCAUUCAGCUCGACCGGACAUCAGAUGCAUCAUCCAUGUUCACACACCUUCUGUCGUAGCCAUAUCCUCGCUCAAACACGGUAUUUUGCCCUUGAGUCAGGAAUCCGUCGUUAUCGGUGAAGUCAGCACGCACACAUACCUCGGUGGUCUUCUCGACCCCGAAGAAAAAGACAAACUAGCCAGAAAUCUUGGACCAUCGAACAAAAUCCUUCUUCUUUCCAAUCAGGGAGCCCUAUGCUGUGGCGAGACUAUAGAAGAGGCGUUCUUCAAUGCCAGAAACACCGUCCUAGCCUCAGAAUCACAGCUCAAACUCCUGCCCAUAGGAAUAGACAACUUAGUAUUGAUCAACGACGAAAUUAGAAAAAGAAUUUAUGAUGCAGCACACAAGCCUCCGGAAAGCACACCACGACCUGACCAGCCCUCCAUAUUAGAGUCGAAAGUUGAGAGAAAAUGGAGAGUUGGUGGGGUGGAAUUUGAGGCUCUGAUGAGGAUGUUGGACAAUGCUGGUUUCAGAACGGGUUAUAUUUACAGGCAUCCAUUGGUGAAGGGUGAUCCUCCAAGACCUAAAAAUGAUGUGGAAGUACCCCCGGCAGUUUCUUCUCUGGGAUAUUUGCUUGAGGAAGAAGAGUUUUACAAACAAGGACUCUGGAGAAAACUGGAAGGAGGACGAAAAGGUAGCGAUCGCAGCCGUUGGCUGAACUCUCCGAAUACAUACCAGAAAGUUGAAAUCUUGGAAACUGGAACUGCCGAUCCUAAGAAGAUUACAAAGUGGGUUGCGGAUGGAUCCCCUAGCCAUUCAACGCCAGUGAAAAUAGACGAUGCCCUUCAGUUCGUUCCUAAAGGCACCAACCCCAAGGAAUUCAAACAAAAACAGCAGCAGAUUAAAGAUUAUAGAAGAGCCGACAAGAUAUCUGCCGGACCUCAGUCCCACAUUUUGGAGGGUGUAACAUGGGAAGAAGCCAAGAAAAUGCAAGAUGCUACAGUAACUCAAGCUGGCGAUCACGUUGUUCUUAUGGGUGCAGCGUCUAAAGGGAUUAUCCAAAGGGGACACCAACACAAUGCCAUGGUAUACAAAUCACCGUAUGCAAAGAAUCCGUUCGAUUGUAUAACCGACGAAGAACUUGACGAGUAUAAGAAAGUUGUUGAGAAAAAAGUCAAAGGAGAUUAUGAUACAGAUUUUAGCGAAUCCGAGGGUCUUUCAUCCGCAGCAUUAAAUAAAAGAAUGGAUGAGGUGCACAUAAGAUCUCCCACAUCUGUAACUAGUGAAACAGAGGAGGAAAGCCGAGAUGAACCUCAAAUAUUGCGAAUAGAAACUAAAACGGCUCCAAGACCUAGUCAACCAGAAGUAGUUUUAAGUGAUG
Leptinotarsa decemlineata (Colorado potato beetle) is the source of this 2356-nucleotide messenger RNA. It is a transcript of the gene hts, whose product is annotated as adducin 1-like protein hts. Lineage: Eukaryota; Metazoa; Arthropoda; Insecta; Coleoptera; Chrysomelidae. The record is from RefSeq and is a predicted model, not a curated record. Gene Ontology annotation, molecular function: actin filament binding. Gene Ontology annotation, cellular component: cytoskeleton; plasma membrane; postsynaptic density.